Messenger RNA from Entamoeba nuttalli P19, 1104 nucleotides. RefSeq lists its product as hypothetical. The record is from RefSeq and is a predicted model, not a curated record. The coding region runs from base 1 to 1104 and encodes 367 amino acids. The transcript has a single exon. NCBI's taxonomy places the organism in Eukaryota, Evosea, Mastigamoebida, Endamoebidae.
AUGUCUUCUGGUUCUAACAAUUCUUAUCUUAACACUAAUAAUGAUUCUGAAUUAGUACAUGUAUUUAAAAUCCCUGAAAUUAAAAGAAUGAAUUAUCCUAAUUUCUCAUUAACAAUAACCUCUCCUAACUCAGACAUCCCUAAAGUGCUUCCUAUAUCUACAAAUAUUGUUCCUUUAAUCAACAAUGGUGCUCAACAUGAUUUUAAUGGCAAUACUAAUACUGAAAGUGACUUGAAACCAGUUAGUUUCAAGAGUCUUCUACCAAUUAUGAUAUCAAAUAUACAACCAAUAAAACCACUUUUUGUUGCUAAUUCCCAUUCAAAAUUGAACAGUGAAAAUACUUCUAAAAGAAGAAGUAAAGAUAACAAAAGUGAUCUAGGAUCAAGUGAAACUAGUUCUGAACCCCUAAAAGAUCACGACAAACAAUGUACCAGUAAACAUAAAAAAGAAAAAUCCGAACAGAAAAGUGAUAGCAAAAGUACUGAUGAAGAUGUUAAAUGUAGUCAUGAAUUUGCUGAUUUAAAAGAUGAUAAUAAAAUGUUUAAGGAUGAAGUAAUUAAUUUAACACAAAAAAUCUUUAAAAAACAAGGUUUAAUACUUAACAAAGAAAAGCCAAAAAUACUCUUCGAAUCAAAUGACAAAUCAAGUUUGUUAUCUGCAGCGGCUAUUCAAAAUAGCCUAUAUAACAAAACUAAUGUUAUGUUUUAUUUUAUGACAGAACAAAAUCUUUAUGGUGCCUAUUUUUCAAAGUUUGGCAGUAAACCAAAUGAUGAUAAGUGGAUGGAUGACGAAAAAUAUAGAAUUUAUUCUAUCUUCAGAAAUAUGCAAUUCCAUUUACAAGAAUGGAAGAGAAAAGAGUUUGAAGACCCAGAUGAUCCCUCAAAAAAUAUACUUCAUGCCUAUGGACUUUUCACUCCAUUAAAUACAGAAAAAGAGGCUAUUCAAACAUAUUGUGGAAUUGUAGUUAAUAAAGACAGAAGUGUGCAAUGGGACGAUAAUUUCGAUGAUUAUUAUGAAUGUACUGAAAGUAAAGAGCCAUUCUUUAAUGCAAAAGAUGAUAGAAAAGAGAAAGUAGUGAAACUUAUCAUUGUUGGACGGGCAUAA